AUGGGACUGGGAGGCGGGUGGUUAUAUCGCAUCGCUAAUAACCCCCAUGGUGAACAAGCCAGUAAAGUCGAGAACAUGAAGAACAACUUGGAGAAGAAGUUCAACGGGCCUGAGAUUCGGGCCGGGGCAACCAAGAGGGACCUCUCGGUCCAUUUAGGGCUGGACGUCGGUUUCGAAGAGGAAACUGACUCCAUCGAGGCUGAGAUACCGCACCCGCAUAACUUCAUCCCACGGUAUACUGCGUGGUAUGCUUCGGCGCCGACAAAGAUCCCGAAACGAUGUCGUUGCUGCAACGAGCAUGUCGGCGACUCGGCAGGGUGCACUACAAUGGUACACCAUGUCUACAAGGUGAACGAUCCCAAGACCCUGGCAUCCAUUCUUAACUACGUGGAAACCCCGGAUGACCAAGACAUCGCCAUUAUUCAAGGUUCGCCAGAGGAUUUCGAUGACAUUCUCUGCCCGCUGGCUUCGCAAUCAGCACUGGGUCUCAGCCGGAUUUGA
Messenger RNA from Clonostachys solani, 501 nucleotides. The record is from the annotation of a GenBank genome assembly. NCBI's taxonomy places the organism in Eukaryota, Fungi, Ascomycota, Sordariomycetes, Hypocreales, Bionectriaceae.